AUGGAUUUCCUCUGGCCCGCAGCCCAAUGCGCGUGGCAGGGGGCUCUUGCAUAUCUCUGGGGCGGCAAUCUGCAGCGCUGCCCCUCGAUCGCGAUCCCGGCGUGCCCGGGGUUCCCUGGCUGCGCGGCCUGCCCGCCGUGCCCAGGCUGCCCGGCGCGCCCGGGAGGGCGGCCGGCGCCCGCCAACCCGGCGCCGCCGGCGGAGCAGGAGGCCGGGGCCGACACCGCGGGGUCCUCCUUCUGGCUGGUGGUGCUGGUGAACGAGCUGCUGUUCCUGGGCCUCAUCGCCUGGUACGUGUACAGCUCGUGGGGUGGCGUGUGGCUAGUCGUGUCGCCGCUCAUCGCGCUGAUCUGCACCGUGGACACGGACAUCUACGAGGAGGACUACACGUGCGACUCGAGCGACAUCAUUGCCGUGCGCUACGCUGGCACGCGUGCGACCUUCCCGCCCGGGAUCCGAGGUGCGAACUCACACCGCUUCAGGCGGGACUUGACGAUGCAGGAGCAGCAGCAGAUCGACCAGGCCGCCGUGGACUACUGCAGGGCGGCGCUGGCGGCCGAUCAUCAUCGCCUUGGACUGGGGGCGCCGGCGGGGCCCUUCCUCAUCCCACUGACCUUCGGUCAGGCCGGCCCGGCUGCCCCGGCGGAGGCAGGAGCCGGAGCAUGUGCUGCUGGCGGAGCUACCGCUCCUGUGGCGGCGGGCGUAGCCGCGGCCGCCAUGUGGGUGCUGGUCGAGUCGACGACUGCUGGCGCGCGCGGGACUGCCGUGGCCCCGCCCGCCGGGUCGGUGCUGCGAGGGUCCGUGGGCCUCAUGCCGCUGGCCGACGGCUCAUGGGUGACGAUCCGCUCGAUCUCGGGAUCGGCCCAGGAGUACGCUGGGCGAGAGGCCGCGUCGGAUGCUCGUCUGAUGGGGAUCCUGCCGAACCCUGCCGUUCCAGGCGGGAGGCUGCUGCGGCAGUGGCGCGACGCCGUCGCCAGCUUCACCGAGGAGGCGUUCGUGGACUGGCACAUCCCCGGAGCCCUUGAGGAGCUUCGAGUUCUCAGCGACUACGCCGGCGAGAGUGCCGCGGUCGCUCCGUUCAGCUUUGAUAACAUCAACAGCCUCUCGCUCCCGGACGAGGGUUUCACGCCGGUGGCGCUGGACACGCUGGGAGGAGGAGCUGGCCGCAAGAUAGUUGAACGGCUUCAUGAUAUGAUGCUGUCCCAGUCCGAGGGUCGGGCUCGGAUCGAGUCCGACGGUCCUCGGAAGCUCUACAUCGACCCGGCGCUCAGGAACCCCAAGCUGUACAUCCAGCUGCUGCGGAUCCUCGAGCGCCGGAACCUCAUCGACUACUACGCUGACAAGGCGUGCAGCGUGGGUGUGUUCUUCGUUUAUAAGAAGUCGGGGAAGCUGCGGCUCAUCCUGGACGGCAGGCAUGCGUCCCUGCACUUCCGGGCCCCCGACAAGGUGGCCCUCGCGUCCGGCGCGAGCUUCGCUGGCCUUCACGUAGACAGCGGGAAGCCCAUCGCCGUGGCCGAGGUGGACCUGGCCGACGCCUUCUACACGAUGCUGCUGCCGCCGGAGUUCCGACGGUACUUUGCGCUGCCGAGCUGCCGCGCAGGCCUGCUGGGGCUUGACUGCACCUCGGACGGGCGCCCUCUCAGCGGGACGGACCUGGUCUACCCGUGCUUCCGGUGCCCGCCGAUGGGCUGCUCCUUCAGCCUCUGGAUCUGCCAGACGAUGUUGGAGGCGACCGCGCUGCAGGUGCCCCAGCUGACCGUGGCCAACCGCUUCGUGGACAGGCGUCCUGUGCCGGGCGUCACCAGCGACGUGAUCCACACCGAGUACGUGGACAACGCGCUGAGCCUCUCGACCGACCCGUCGGUGGCGUCCGCUGCUGCCGCUGCGGUCGACUCUCGGCUCCGAGCGGCUGGCCUACCAACCCACGGGGUCGAGUGCAGUUUCGGCGCUGCCGCGCUGGGCUGGCAGUUUGACGAGAAGUUCCCGAUCAUCGGGCUGAACCCGGCGCUGCGGUGGAAGCUACGGCUGGCCUGCCUGGAGCUGUGCCGGAAGGGCUUUGCUUCGGGCAAGACGGUCUCGCGCGUGGUCUCACACUUUACAUCGAGGGCGCUGAUCCGGCGCGAGCUUCUGUCCUGUCUCAACUCGCUGUACGCUUUUUCUGCCCAGUAUGGGGGCCGAACUGCUCGGCUCUGGCCCUCUUGCCUGCGCGAGCUCCGCUGGUGCGCCAGUCUGGUCGUGUUCUGCUUCCGAGACGCGGGUGCCGCGUUUGACAGCAGGCUCACGAUGGUCGACGCAUCGUGGUGGGGCGUGGGGGUCACUCAGAAAACAUCGUCGUCAGCUGUUGCGCUGGAGUUAUCACGGUACAACGAGAGGUGGAGAUUCAGCAAGACUCAGGAGGGUGGCGUCUCACAUCGGUCCCUCGCCCUAAAGGCUCAGAGCUCUGGAGACCCCUUCGUGCCCGAGUCGGUCGCAACCUUCGAGAACCCAGGGGGCUUCCAGGAGGUGAUCACGGACUUGGAGGAGGAUGAGGAGUUCGUCGUGUCAGGCUCCGCGUUCGAGGUGGAGGAGGUGACCCAGGUGGAGAAUGAGGAGUUCCCGGAGAUCCCAGAGGGCGUCUGGGCGGAGGGGUGGUACCCGGUCGUGUCGCACAGAUGGUGUCGUUCGGAACCUCAAGUCGUACUCGAAGGUCGUGGGAUGGUGGUGGCUGUUCGGCAUAUCCUUCGGCGUCUCUCGUCCUUCAACCGGUGCCAUCUGUGCUUGGGCGAUUGUUUGGGAACGAUCCUGGCUGCCACCAAGGGGCGGUCCUCGCGCCCAGAGAUGGGGCGCAUCUGCCGGCAGCUGGCGGCCCUUUCGCUAGCUAGCGGCACUGCCUUCUUUUGGCGCUGGGUACCUUCCGAGCGGAACUCCGCGGACCGCGCCUCCGGGAACUUGCCAGGCGUGGGCUAUGCUUCGACGACAUCAGAUACCUGCUGCCCCAGCGCCUGUGGUGGUAGCCACGGCGCCCGCUCCGACGUCGGGCGGCCUCCUGGCGCGAGGCAGCCUGCCUUCGGGCCCCCGCCCGGCCUCGAGCAAGGGGCGAGCUGGGACCCCGACGGGGCGGACCACUUCCUCGGCAGCGGCUUCGACAUUGGGGCUGGACCUAUCGGCGGAGCCACUGGAGCGGACCGCCCGAGCGAAGCGUCGGCGGGCCAGGCAUCCAGAGGGCGCCCACUGGCGGGGGCCCGGACAGCGGUCGUUCCUGGAGCAGAAGGCGGUGGGCAACAGGACGACGCUGGACUACCAGGCCCGAUACCACCGUUUCCUGACCUGGGCCGCGGCUGCGAGGGCCUAGUGUCCACCAUCCCCGAGCUGGAGGAGACGCUCCUGGAAUACUUCAACGAGUUGUACUUCGAGGGCCACGACUCGCCGGACGGGUCGAAGCUGGCGGCCGCCGUGACCCACUUCCGGUUGGACCUGCUGCCGAAGCUGAUCAACAUGCCGCGCGUGCAGCGGGCGCUGAAGGGCUGGAAGUCCAUGGCGCCCCCCCGGGCUCGCCUUCCCCUGCCCUGGCCGGUGGUGGCGUGGAUGGCGGACUGGAUGGUGACGAACGGGUGGGAGGUGGCGGCGACGGCGUCCGUGCUGGCCUUCAUCCUCUACCUGCGCCCCUCCGAGCUGCUGUCCCUGCGCGUGAUCUCGGUCGUGCGGCCGGUGAAGUGUGGGCCCCGGCACCUGAGCAAGUACUCCAUCCUCCUGUUCCCGGCCGAGCUCGAGGCGAGGUCGAAGACAAAGGAUUACGACAUCAGCCUGCUGCUGGACAACCCAGAGUUCGGGUGGAUGGAUCAGGUGCUGGACCGACUGGUGCUGGGCCGACACCCAGAGCAGCCGCUGUUCGCGCUGAGCAUGAAGUCAUGGACCCGAGCGUUCAGCCUCGCGUCCGCCGCCCUGGACCUGGAGACCCUGGGCCCCCCGGUGCUGUACCAACUGCGCCAUGGCCCUCGGCUGCGCCGUGACUAUUGGCAGCACCCUAUGCAGAAUUUGAGCUCGUGGGCCCACACCGCCAAGUCGAAGGUGUACCUGGAGAUCUUCAGUGGCUCCGGGAGCUGGUCGCGUGCCAUGCGACACGGCCAGGCCUCUCGGCUGGCCCCGCGUGUCUUCGAGCUGGACAUGGAGCACGAGCCCGCCCUGGGCGACCUCUCCAGGCGCAGCGUGCAACGUGUUGUUCGAGGUUGGCUUCGUGGGCAGUUGCUCCAGGGUGUCUGGCUGGGUAUGCCCUGCAGUUCCUGGUCCAUGGCGCGGAAUAGGCCCAACGGCCCUCCCGCCUUGCGUGAUGGGAAACAUCUGCUGGGACUCCCUGGUCUCUCGUCAAGCGACUCGCUCAAGGUGAUGCUGGGGAACAGGCUCGCGUGCUUCUCCUUCAGCUUCUUUCUGGAGUGCGCCCUGCGUGGAGUCCCAGCGGCAAUCGAGAACCCGGCCACCUCGUGGGUGUGGCAGACCAAGUGGGCGGUACAUGCCGCCAAGCAGACCAACGUGAAGGUGAUCGACUUUGACUUCUGUGCUUUCGGCACGCAAUGGAGAAAACGAACCAGAGUCAUGUAUGUGCACGUGAACCUAGACGCCCUGAGUAGCUGUAAGUGCAGUGGCCGUGGCUGUUGCUCUUUCUCGCAGGCGCCGCACAAAGCCCUUGAGGGCAAGUGGUUCUGCUGGUGGUCGUGCUGGUGGGUGGUUGCGCUGGUGCUCGUGCUCGUGGUUCUGCUGGUGGUCGCGCUGGCGGUCGUGCUGGUGGUCCUGCGGGUGGUCGUGCUGGCGGUCGUGCUGGUGGAUGGCCAUGGAGGUAUGAGCGUGGGCAGGGUCACCCGGAUGUUGGAGCAGCACGAGGCCGUGGUGAUCCCGUCCGUGUACAAGACGCCGGAGGAACAGGGGGAGUUGACGCGUCUGUUGGGCCAUCUGAGGGCCGCGCAUCCUGACGCGUUCGUUUUCUUGGUGCAGUUGCCAGAUCGGUUCGAUAUCGAGCUGACCAGGGGGUACCUAGAUACAUUGAUGGCACGCCAGGAUGCGCUCUACAGCUUUGGGACGAGCGGCGUCCUCAUGGAGCUGGAGGGUGACCCGGAGGGCUUACAGCAGAAGGUACGUCUGGAGCUUGUGGAGAACACCGCGAUCCAGCGGCGCGUGCAACACUUCGAGAACACCUUGGGAGAAGAAAUCCUCGAGAGCCAGACCAUCCAGGACGAACAUGACAGUCUUCUGUGGGAUGACGUCCCGAAGUUGCUAAUGCCCGGUUUUCCCGCUCUAGACAGGGGCUUGCUGGAACGGGCGGACCAGGUCGGGGAGUUCCGGCUGGUGCACCAGUAUGUAAAUCAUCAGCACGUCUUGUUGGCGGUGAACGGGGCGCACGAUUUUGUCGUUGUCAAGAUGCGCAACAAGCGCAGUGUCACGGCUGCCGAGGAGGUGGAGAGCAUCAACACGGAGUUCUGCCUCCUGAAACACGCCCUCCACCACCCACACAUCAUCCGCUGCGUAACCAUGCUGCACAGCCAGUCCCAUGUGCACCUGGUGCUCCAGUAUGGUGGCGACGCCUGCAUGGAACAGGUGCUGUCGACUCAACCACACUGCCGCUUGUCCAGGGACGACGCCCUGGACUGCACCACCCAGGUCGCAAGUGCUCUGUCCUAUUGCCACGCCAUUGAUGUUACUCACAGGCAGGUGUCCCCGAGGCACGUGUCGGUAGAGAUGGCGAGGAAUCGGUUCGUUUGCCGCCUGGUGGACUUCAGCAUGGCAGCCCGCGUUCCAGACUUCAGCACGCGGAAGACCCUGUGCGGCGCUCUCCCGUGCGUCGCUCCGGAGACAGUGCUGGAGGAGCCGUACUGGCCCAAGCCGGCAGACUGCUGGAGCCUAGGGGUGGUGCUCCUGGAGGCCGUCGGCGGGCAGGGCUCGCUCGAGCUGUCGUUGGGGUGGCGUCGCGGCGCAUCCCUCGCGCAGGCCACGCGGGAGAUGCUCGAGUUCUUCGCCCAAGCCGGCUCCCAUGCCCAAGCGAUGGCGAGCAUGGGCGGCGUGCACGACGAUGCGGCGUUGGCGUGCCUGGAGGCCCUGCUGAGGCCCGAGCCCCUCCGCAGGGCGAGCGCCUCCGACGCGGUGGAGAUGCUGUCAUCACAGCGUGGCGCCAGCGGGAAGCCAAUUCGGGCCAGGCCCGUCGGCUUUCUCGCUUGGUCGCUCCAAUUCGGUCUCGGUGGCCUGGUUCAGCUGUGCUUCGAGGUUUCUUCGGGCGAGACCCGCUCGUCCCUGAGUGGCUUCCUUCGAGCCCUCGGCGGCCGCCCGCAUGCUGGUCAGUUCGGUACAGCAGCGCCCUCGUUGGUCCUGCUCGCUGGGAAGGUUUAUCUCAUCGCUGCGACCGUGAACUGGUAUUGCAUCGCCCUCGGUGGGGGCACUGUCUCUGCGCGUGUUGAGCUGCUGCGCACUCGCCAGUUCAACGCACCGAGCGUGUCGACCGCUGCGAGCGCGUUGACUGCCACGGCCCUCGUCGAGGCAGCCAGGGCUUCUUGCCUCGGGGCCUUCUCUGGCGGCUGCGCCCGGCCGAGGGAGCGCUCUCUGGAGCGCCCGGACCUGCGGACGGGAGUGCUGCGCGGGAUCCACGACGAGCGGUGCGACCUUUGGAGCUGCGGGGUGGUCAUGUACAUCCUCCUGUGCGGCGAGCCACCUUUCAACGGGAGCCCGCUCCACUCCACUGCCUCUUUCGCCGCUGUCAUUGCGGCAGUUGCCGAUCUCCAGUCGCGAUGUUGGCAUCUCUCGUUUUUACCUAACAGCGAAGACUGA
Messenger RNA from Prorocentrum cordatum, 6786 nucleotides. Lineage: Eukaryota; Dinophyceae; Prorocentrales; Prorocentraceae. The record is from the annotation of a GenBank genome assembly.